AUGACAACUCCAAUCAAUUCUCCAAGCUACAGCUACAGUUUUACAAACCUCUUGCACCAUGCCGGAACACCACCACUAACACCCCUUUUCUGUACCCAAACUCCUACUUUUUAUACCCAAUCACCAGAACCCGGUACACCACUAACACCAGAUGAUGAACCCAUUGAUGAGAGCGCAGCAGGGAGUUCCCGAGAAGCAAGAAAAAGGUGGACAGUGCCGGAAGAUAAAGCUCUGAUAAGCGCGUGGUUGAACACCAGCAAAGAUCCCGUCACUGCGACUGACCAGAGAGGUGGCGCCAUUUGGAAACGGGUGACAACCUACUACUCUGAAUGUGAAGCUGUGAAGAACAUGACUCCAAGGGAGUGGAAUAAUUGCAAACGGAGGUGGCAGAAAAUAAACGAGGGAUGUCAGAGGUUUUGCGGUUGUUUCGAGCAGGCAGGACGACAAGCUACAAGCGGCCAUUCGGACGAUGAUGUCUACCAGAUGGCAUACAAAUUCUUCUAUCAGGAUCAGAAGUCCAACUUCCUGCUAGAGCAUGCGUGGAGAGCUCUUAGGAACGAACAAAAGUGGUGUGAGCUAACCAAAGGGAAAGGAAAAGCACAUGGCAAAAGGGCGCAGCCACAUACCUCCGCAGAAGGCAGUCCAAUGGAAGACAAAGUCGAGGUGAGACCCAUUGGGGUGAAAGGAGCGAAGGCGGCAAAGCUGAAAGGGACUAAUAAAACUGUCCCUCGAACCAAGGAAGAAAGAGAGGCCUCGCUAAAGAAACUUCAGACUGUGGCUGCGUUAAGAGAGAAAGAAUUUGAGAACAAGGAUAAGUUAGCCGAUAAGCAAUUGCUUGACACUCUUUUAGGGAAAACCGAGCCACUAACAGAGAUAGAGAAUGCCCUUAAGAAUACCCUAAUUACUCGGAUCUAUUCGCUUUAG
Microthlaspi erraticum is the source of this 924-nucleotide messenger RNA. The record is from the annotation of a GenBank genome assembly. NCBI's taxonomy places the organism in Eukaryota, Viridiplantae, Streptophyta, Magnoliopsida, Brassicales, Brassicaceae.